Molecule: messenger RNA, 7977 nt
Organism: Chroicocephalus ridibundus (black-headed gull)
Lineage: Eukaryota; Metazoa; Chordata; Aves; Charadriiformes; Laridae
Gene: MTCL2
Product: microtubule crosslinking factor 2
Exons: 16
Coding region: 548-4969 (1473 amino acids)
Biological process (GO): regulation of autophagy; insulin receptor signaling pathway
Source: RefSeq, a predicted model, not a curated record
GGGCGCGCACCCGCGGCGGGCGGGGGGCGGCAAGGAGGGGCGGCCGGAGAAGCGGGCGGCGGCGGCGGCGGCCCGGGCCGGCGGGAAGGGGCCGGCGGGGCGCGGAGCGGCCAGGGCGAAGGGGCGGUGUCGCGGGGCAGAGACGGCGGCCAGCGGGGCGAGGCGGCCGGCACCGGGACCGGGAGCGGUCGCCGGGUCGGUGGCGGGGACCAGCCUGACCGACAGCAGCUCGGAGGUGUCGGACUGCAGCGCCUCGGAGGAGGCGAAGCUGCUCUCGCUGGAGCUGGGGCUCAGCGGCAGCGAUGGCGAGUCCCCCGGCAGCGCCCCGCCGCCGCCGCCCUCGGCCGGCGAGGCCUCGCCGCUGCCCGAGGAGCCCUCGGCCGCCUCCGUGGCCAGCAGCCGCCUGCAGCUCAGCACCUCCCUCGCCUUCUCCGACCUCACCGAGGAGCUGCUGGACGCCGGCACCGACGGGCUGCUCCGAGAGCUGGAGGACCUGCGCUCCGAGAACGACUAUCUCAAGGAUGAGAUCGAGGAGCUGCGCGCUGAGAUGCUGGAGAUGAGGGACGUCUACAUGGAGGAGGAUGUCUACCAGCUGCAGGAGCUCCGGCAGCAGCUGGACCAGGCCAGCAAGACCUGCCGCAUCCUGCAGUACCGGCUGCGCAAGGCCGAGCGCCGCAGCCUGCGCGUGGCACAGACGGGCCAGGUGGACGGCGAGCUCAUCCACAGCCUCGAGCAGGACGUCAAGGUGGCCAAGGACGUCUCCGUGCGGCUCCACAAUGAGCUGGAGGUGGUGGAGAAGAAGAGGAUCAGGCUGGAGGAGGAGAACGAGGACCUGCGCCAGCGGCUCAUCGAGACGGAGCUGGCCAAGCAGGUGGUGCAGAACGAGAUGGACAAGCUCCGAGAGAAUUCCCUGAAGAAACGGGGGUCUCGCUCCAUCGGGAAAACUGACAAGAAACCAUCAGUGCAGGAGGAUAGCGCGGACUUGAAGUGCCAGCUGCAUUUUGCCAAGGAGGAGUCGGCCUUGAUGUGCAAGAAGCUGACUAAGCUGGCCAAGGAGAACGACGGCAUGAAGGAGGAGCUGCUGAAGUACCGGUCCCUCUACGGGGACCUCGACAGCUCCCUCUCCGUGGAGGAACUGGCCGACUCUCCCCAUUCCCGAGAGGCCGAGUUGAAGGUCCACCUCAAGCUGGUGGAGGAGGAAGCCAACAUCCUCAGCCGGAGGAUAGUGGAGCUCGAGGUGGAAAACCGCGGGCUGCGGGCAGAGAUGGACGACAUGAAGGGACAGGGGGACAGAGAGCUGCCGGGGCAGGACACGCGGUUCCUGGCAGGCAUUUCUGGCUGUGGGGACGCAGGGGACACUGUGGCAGAGCUGCGGCGGCACCUGCAGUUCGUGGAGGAGGAGGCCGACCUGCUGAGGCGCUCGCUGCUGGAGCUGGAGGACCAGAACAAGCUCCUCCUGAACGAGUUGACCAAGUACAAGUCGGACCACGAGCUGGACGUGACGCUGUCGGAGGACAGCUGCUCAGUGAUCAGUGAGCCCUCGCAGGAGGAGUUGGCCACAGCCAAGGUGCAGAUCAGUGAGCUGAGUGGCAAGGUGAAGAAGCUGCAGUACGAGAACCGUGUGCUGCUCUCUAACCUCCAGCGCUGCGACCUGGCCUCCUGCCAGACCACCCGGCCCAUGCUGGAGACCGACGCUGAGGCCGGCGACUCAGCACAGUGCAUCCCCACCACCGGCUGGAGGGACGGGGUGGGCAGCAGCGAAGCCGAUGGGCAGGACAGGUUGCCCAGUGGUGGGAAGGUGCCUGAUGGUCCCACCAAGCUGCUUAAGGCCAAGGACCUGGAGACCUUGCUGGGCAUCCGGGAUCAGGCAGCACUUGUCAGCAAAGCGAUUGACAUCUUGAUUUCAGAUGCCAACGGUUUCACCUCCGGGCUGAAGGCUUGCUUGGACAACGAGUGCACGGGGGGGCUGCUGGGCGAGGCGGUGGGUAGCGGCGGCGAGAGCCCCAGCGAUGCCAAGCUGAUGAACGUGCUCCUCAUGCGGCUGGGUGUGCUCCAGCAGGACCUGGGCUGCUUCACGAGGAAGGUGGACCACUUCACCAGUGGCCUCAAGGAGCACACGGACUCUUUCCCCUUCUCUGGCCCUGGCAGCCAUGACACCACCAAAGAAGGGCUGCAGAAGGAACACGCCUCUGACUUCCAGCAGCCUGAUUUUAGGGACGCCGACCCUUACCGCAUCCCCCAUGCCAAGGACACGGACCCCGCGCAUCCCCGGAGCUACAAAACCUGCCGGGCUGAGGAGAACGACUCCUACGCCACCGAGAUGAAGGAGCUGCAGCUGGUGCUGUCAGAGGCCAACGAGAGUCUGCGGGGACUGCAGGAGCAGCUCUCGCAGGAGAGGCAGCUGAGGAAGGACGAGGUGGACAACUUCUCACAGAAGAUCUGCCAGCUGAAGGAGGACCACCAGAAAGCUCUGCUGCGGCGGGAGUUCGAGCUGCAGAGCCUGAACUUGCAGAGGAGGCUGGAGCAAAAGUUCUGGAGCCAGGAGAAGAACCUGCUGGUGCAGGAGUCACAGCAGUUCAGGCAGAGCUUCCUCUUGCUCUUCAUGAAGCUCAAGUGGUUCCUCAAGCGCUGGCGCCAGGGCAAGAUGGUGCACAGCGAAGGCGAGGACUUUUUGGAGGUGAACAGCAUGAAGGAGCUGUACCUGCUGCUGGAGGAGGAGGAGCUCGCCCCACAGCAGCAGGCAGACAACAAGACAUGCACCGGGGACCCCUGGACCCCCAACACGCCCAACGAGUGCAUCAAGACGCUGGCAGACAUGAAGGUGACCCUGAAGGAGCUGUGCACGGAGCUGCGGGAGGAGCGGCGCGGUGCCAGCGAGCUGCAGCAGCAGUUCACCAAGGCCAAGGCUGCCUGGGAGAUGGAGCGCGCCGAGCUCAAGUGCCACAUCGCCCAGCUGGAGUCGAAGGCAGGCAAAGGGAUCGCAGAGCGCACGCUGCCAGACUGGAAGGUGGCGUUGAAGAGGGAGCGUGAGGAGCACCAGCAUCUCCUGGCCGAGUCCUACAGCGCCGUCAUGGACCUCACCAAGCAGCUGCAGAUCAGCGAGAAGAACUGGAACCAGGAGAAGGUGGAGCUGCUGGCCCGCUUCAAGGAGGAGCAGCAGCAGGCAGAGCAGCAAGCGAAGGACCUGCAGAACAAAAUCAACCAGUUGCAGAAAGGAACCAACCCGUGGGCAUUGAAGCACUCUGAAAUGGAGAAGCACGGCAGCAACUGGAAAGAGGCUCUCAAUGAAAAAAUCACAGACAAAGAGACAAUCUCUGAAGCAGAAGCCAAGGGAACCAACCUCAAAAGGACCAAGUCUGUUUCCUCCAUGUCAGAGUUCGAAAGCUUGCUUGACUGUUCUCCCUACCUCCCUGGAAAGACUGCGCCGGGGCUGGGUGACCAUUCCCGGGGCAAAAAGGCAUCCGCGGCUGCCCAGCUGUUGCCCAACGGGAUCCGGGACAGCACUGGCGUUCCUCCCUCAAACUGUACAUAUGUGAAUAUUGAGCAACCUGCCCCUGACAGCCUGGCCAAGGAGAAGCUGGGCAUCUCCUCCUGGGACUACUCGCGGGCAAGCAGCCUCUCCGGGCAUGAUCAAUCCCAGAAGCAAAUGCAGAGGAGCUACACGGCACCCGACAAGACGGGGAUCCGCAUCUACUACAGCCCACCGGUGGUGCGGCGGCUGGAGGCACCUCUGGUGCACAACAAGGAAGGGAAGAUCAUGAUUGAACCUGGCUUCUUGUUCACCAUGGCCAAGCCGAAGGAGCCGGAGGAAUCAGCCAGCGCUGAGAGCACCUACAGUCAGUGGCUGUGCAACUUCUCCAAGCAGCAGCGGGAGCUGCUGGAUGGUGGCACGGUGGAGAGCGCGGUGCCGCCGGUGCCCCGCUUCCCCUCAUCACUGCACGACCUGGAGAUCUCCGGCAACAUGAGUGACGACAUGAAGGAGAUCACCAACUGUGUGCGGCAGGCCAUCCGCUCCAGCUCGCUGGAGAGGAAGGUGAAAAGCACCUCCAGCCAGACGGUGGGACUGGCCCACGUGGGGACGCAGACCAUCCAGACGGUGAGCGUUGGCCUGCAGACCGACCUGCCGCGUGGCAGCGGCAUGCAUGGCAAGAGUUGGUCCCCGCGUAGCUCCUCCCUUGUGUCUGUGCGCAGCAAGCAGAUCUCCUCCUCCCUGGAUAAGGUCCACUCCAGGAUCGAGAGGCCAUGCUGCUCCCCAAAAUAUGGCUCUCCAAAGCUCCAGAGGAGGUCUUCCUCCAAGCUGGAUGCCUCCAAGGACAGGAGCCUCUGGAAUCUGCACCAGAGCAAGCAGAAUGGCUCUGCCUGGGCCCGCUCCACCACCACCCGUGACAGCCCCGUCCUCAGCAACAUCAAUGAUGGUUUGUCCAGCUUGUUCAGCGUGGUGGAGCACGCGGGCAGCACCGAGUCCAUCUGGAAGCCGGGCUGCUCUGAGAGCAGCCGGGCCAAGCCUGAAGCACCCAAGUACGGCCUCGUGCAGGAGUUCUUCAGGAACGUCUGCGGGCGGGCGCAGAGCCCCACUGCCCCCCCGGAGAAGAAGGAGGCCACCGGGGAGGAGGGCAGCAAGAGAGCUGAGCACCCCAGCCUGGCCACCCACCACCCAGCUGAAAACAUCUCCCGUGUCUUGAACAAGAAAGUCCUCAAGCAGAGCAGCUGCGAGGACCCCAAGCCCUCGUCCCCUGGCCAGGGGAGUAAGGACGCAGCCCUGCGGGACCCCGACCUUAUCUCGGCCAUAGCCAGCGAGGACAUGGCGUGUGACUGCAGCUCCCAGUCCCUCACCUCCUGCUUCGCCCGGCCGUCCCGCUCCACUGUCCGCCAUUCCCCCUCCAAGUGCAAACUGCACCCCGCGGACCCCCCCAGGGCGGAGGAGAAGCCGGGGGCCUCGACCUGCAAUGUAAAACCAAGUGCAUUUUAAAAAUACCGAAAUGAGCUACAUUGGAGAUGCACCAAUUGGAUUAAGAGAUUGUGGUUGGGAGGCUGCAGCGUGGCCUGCGGUCUGCGCCACGCGGCCCUCGGUCACCACCAGAAAAAGCCUUAUCCGGGGAGGGAGGGGGGCAGCGGCCAAAACCCCCCGCGGCGGUGCAGAGCUCCCAGGGCUGGGGAGCUGCGUCCCAGCCCCAUGCGGAGCAGCGUUGGUGCCCCUGUGCAGCCCCAGGAGAGGAGAGCGAUUUUAAAGGAGGCUGCCUGACCUAUUUUUGAGCUGCCUGCCAGGGGCCAGGCAGGGAUUCACCCAGAUGGAGCUGUCUGCAGGUGCCUGCGCCUCCUGGGGCUCCAUGCCUUGCUCUGGGGCUGUGUACCUUGCUCUGGGCGCUCUGUACCUUGCUCCAGGGGCUCCCUGCAUCGCUCUGGGGCUCUGAGCACAGCUCCAGGACCUCCGUGCAUUGCUCUGGAGCUGCAUACAUCGCUCCAGGGGCUCUCCGCGUUGCUCUGAGUCUGCGUACGUUGCUCCGGGGGCUCCGUACACUGCUCCAGGGGGUCUGCGCAUUGCUCUGGGGCUCCGCACACUGCUCCAGGGGAUUUCCGUGCGUUGCUGUGGGGCUGUGUACACUGCUCCGGGGGCUCUGCCCGUUACUGUCAUCUCGCAGCUUCGCUUAAAAAAUGCUCCUGCUGCCGAAGCUGCUGCCCCCUCCCGUCCAGCCGCACGCUGCCCGCAGCAGCCAGGCUGCAUCACUGCCACGUCGCAGCCUCCGUCAGCAUCUCCGCGACGGCCGCUCACUGCCUGUGUCUCCGGACACACCAGCAUCAGCCAGGGCCCAGCAGGCCCAGCACCGGUGGCCUUUUGCUCCUGCGGCGCCUGGCCGGCCCCACGGGGACCGUCGUCACCCGGGUGCGGGACGUGCGGGGCAGGCGCUGCCCACCCUCACCAGCAGCCAGGGACAGGCACCAUCCCUGCCUGCCACCGAGAAGUUGGGUCCCCGCACCCCGGCAGGCACAGCGCUGCCGCGGGCAAUCUCCUGCUGUACAUAGAUCCUUUCGGGGUGGUUUUUAGCAUUUUCAUUGAUAACAGGGGUUUUGGUUUUGCUUUGUUGUUUUGUUUUGUUUUGUUUUUUUAAAAGACUCUCUACUUUUGGAAUGUGGUUUCUCAUUUUUACAACUGCCUUUUAAUUAUUUGUAAUAUUGGUCAGUUCUGUCUUACUCUGUAAAUAGCGGUGCGGGGCAUUUCCCGCGGGGCCGGGGGCUGAACUGAUUUGGGAUGAUACCCCUGGCAGGGGAUUUGCAAAGGCAACGGGGAAAAUCUGAGCUGUGGAGGUGGCUGAUUCAGCCCCGGCCCCCGCACAGCCUCUGGCCCUGUUCUCCCGUCACGCCAGCGCCCGGCCCGGGGCAAAGCCCGAGGUGCUUCGGGCAAAGCCACGCUUGCCCCUGCCCUGUCCUCCUGCUUCCUCUUGCCAGGUCGCAUGAAGGGCACCUUCUGCCCCGAUGACGGGCCCCCUGCCCGCCCCAUCCUGUACCCCUGUACCACGCCUGCUUGUCCUGUGAUGAAUAAAGGCCCUACAACCCCUCACCCACGCCCUUGGUGCUGCCUUCCCGUGCUGCGGUGGGGGGGACCGUGAUGCCUGUCCUGUCUGGGGAACCGAUGCUGCUGCGGAGGGGAGUGUGGGGUGGCUGGGGCACCCAUGGGUGGGGAGAUGCAUCUAGAUCCUGUCCCUCUGUCCGUGCCAUUCUGCCAGCUGCCCAGCCCACACAUGGUGUCCCAUCCUCUCCUCAUCCGCCUGUUUCUCCCCAACAGCACCCCCAUGUGCUGACCCCAACUGUGCCAUGCCACCAGGGCUCCUUGUCAGUGCCCAUGGGUCCUCCAUGGCCUCACUGCCAGGGCUGUCACCUCACACCAGGCUCCUCUCAGCUCUGCAUUGUUCUUGUGAUGCUGGUAUUUCUCAUGCCUCCCCUGUCCCAUCCCAUCCUGCCCAGCAGCUCACACCAGCCUGCACAUGGACCCCACAUCCCCUUUCCCACCAUUACCCGUGGCUUACUGCCCUUGUGCCCCUUAUAACCUGCAGGUCCCAGCUUCCUCCAGGCUCACUACAUUAAACUGUCCCUCCCUGAGGUCCUCCAUUGCUCACCAUGACCCACCUCUCCUUCUUUUGCUCCUCCAUCAUCCUUCAGGUCCCAUUCCCUUAUAUCCCUGCUCUCUGAUUCCCCAUGCUCCAGCCUUCCUUUUUGUUAUCCUCCAUGCUCAAUCACAUUCCUUUCUUCCUUCAUGUGCUCUUACAUUACCCACCAUAUCCCAUCCCUCUUUAUUAUGCUCUUUCAUCACCCACCUAACCCAACCCAUCCCUCCUUCCUGUGCUCCUCCCAUCACCCACCCAUCCUAUUCCUCCUUCCUAUGCUCCAUCACCUACCAUGUCCCAUCCCUUUUCCUCUCUAUGUCCAUCUUUCAUGUCCCACCUCUCCUUCUGCUGCUCCUUAGCUGUCUACCCAUCCCAUCCCUUCUUCCUGUGCUGUCCCAACCACUGGGUCCCAUCCUUCCUUUCUAUGCUCCUGCACUGGCCACUAUGUCCUGCCCCUCCUUCCUGUGCUCCUACAUGCUCCUGCAUCCUCCAUCAUGUUCUAUCCCUUCUUGUACUCUGCCAUCACCCACCAGCUCCCAUCCUUCCCUGUUUUCCUCCAUCCUCUUCACAUCCCAUCCCUCCUUUCACAAUCCUUCCAGAGUGUGCUGUCAUCCACUGUGUCUCAUCCCUCGCUGCCGUGCCAUGCUCCUCUGUUACCCACCACGUCCCCUGCCACCCUCUUGUGCUCCUGCAUCCUACAUUAGGUCUUAUUGCUCCUUAUUGUUCUCUUCCAUCACCCAGCAUCCCUUCUUCCUAUGCUCCUCCAUCACCCACCACCUCCCAUCCCUUCUUCCUGUGCUCCUCCAUUGCCCUUCAUAUCCCACCUUUCUGUAUUCCCAUCACACCUGCAUCCCAUCCCUCUCACCUGCUCCUCCUU